UUAUACUUCGGCCUUCGUUUUUAACUUUAUACAUCCAUGUUUUUGUACAUAUAGCUAAUGAGUGCGAUUUAGAGGUGCUUGUAGGUGGGGGUUUCUGUUACCUUUGGACAGAGGCAGAGUCAGGCUAGCUGUUUCCGUCUGUUUAUAGUCCAGUGAGCUAACUAACUAACUAACUAACAUAUUUAAGCUAAUGUUAGCUAAUUGAAUGUACAAAGCAGUUUAAAAAAAAGGAAAUGGGUCGCUAUCGACAUCGUAUCUCUACAAUUUCCGACGGCAGUAAACGCAGCACCAACUCCAUAGAGCAGCAACAGGGAAGUGGAUGACUGAAGUUUCCGCACCAAACUCGUCCAAACAACGACCCUACCAUGGCAACAGCGCGAGUGUUUGUCCUGUUUGUUGUCCUUUCCACGACUUUAGCGGAAGAGUUUAAAUUAAAAUUCAAACCAUCAACCAAACCUGUCCGAUUAUUCACUGAGGAGGAGCUGAAGAGAUACGACGGCAGCGAGGAGGGACAGCCUUUAUACAUGGCAGUAAAAGGAGUUGUGUUUGAUGUCACCAAGGGAAAAGAAUUCUAUGGAAAAGGUGCAGCAUACAACGCCCUGGUUGGCAAAGACUCCACUCGGGCUGUGGCUAAGAUGUCCCUGGACCCAGAAGACUUGACCUCAGAUACUAAGGGCCUCACGGAGCAGCAGCUGCAGUCUCUGGAGAGUGUGUUUGAAGGCACGUACAAAACAAAAUAUCCCAUUGUGGGUUACACGGCAUCACGCAUUCUCACAGACGAUGGAAGUCCCAACGAAGCCUUCAAACCAGAAGACCAGCCUCAUUUUCAAAUCAAAGAUGAGUUUUAGUCUCAUUUGACCUUUUCCUUGUAAGAUAUAGUUGUGAAGACGUCUCGUUAUGAAGGAGUUUCUAGUUUCUUUGCACCACUUGACCAGAAUCAGAGCCUGAUAUGCCAAGUGCUUUAUGUACAAUAGAAGAACAAAAUACAUAUAGAAACACUUUUAAAUCAUAUUUACUUUGACUAAAGGGUUCAUUGAUCCACUGUUAUCUGUCAGAGCUUCCCUAAGAACACAUUUCAACACUUAUUGUACCUUUCUUCACACCUUCAGCAGAUGUCAACCCCACAGCUUUGUACUGUGUAUGGAUCCUUCACACAGUCGCAUAGUGAAAGUGAGGCUUACAGUGAAACAAGCUGAACGCAGAUGGUGUCAUUGUUCUACAGUCAUUACAUUCAACUUGUACCUCAUAAUGAGAAGUUGAAGGUGAAGACGUGUCUUUAGAAUCCAGUGAAUGUUUACAUGAUCACAAUCUGUCCAUUUGUUUUCUGCCUGAUUUUUGUUUUUGUACAAUUAUCAUUAAAGUCUGUAAAUCUAAAACUU
This is a messenger RNA of Cottoperca gobio, 1379 nucleotides long. RefSeq names its product neudesin neurotrophic factor (gene nenf). The record is from RefSeq and is a predicted model, not a curated record. The transcript has 5 exons. Bases 366 to 848 code for a protein of 160 amino acids. Gene Ontology annotation, cellular component: endoplasmic reticulum; membrane; endomembrane system. NCBI's taxonomy places the organism in Eukaryota, Metazoa, Chordata, Actinopteri, Perciformes, Bovichtidae.